Phytophthora sojae is the source of this 2069-nucleotide messenger RNA. RefSeq lists its product as hypothetical. The transcript has 9 exons. Lineage: Eukaryota; Oomycota; Peronosporomycetes; Peronosporales; Peronosporaceae. Bases 252 to 2069 code for a protein of 605 amino acids. The record is from RefSeq and is a predicted model, not a curated record.
AGCAGCGGCGUGCGUAAAAAUACUCGCUCGCGAGCAGCCGAGCGCCUCAAGGAGCAGCUAGCCGCCCCACACCCCCACACACCAGCCCCCGCCUCGAUCCCUUUUCCAUCUCCGUCCCCGUCCGUCGCGCCUCUCGAUGCCGACUCGUCUCUAAGCGUGAGCUUUUGUGGCGCGCAGAAUUGUACCGUAAUUUUACGCAUUGACGUUCGAGCUCGACAACGGAAUCGCAGGAGCCAAGCGAGCCAGCGCGCAUGGAGUCCAAGGCCGCCGAUGGCUCGCGCGCGUCCUCCAAGUCGAAGGAGGGGCUAUGGUGGCGCUGGACGCACGGCAAAAGCGGUAGUACGGCCUCCAGCAGCCAUGUAGGCUCGCUCUACGACGCGAGCAGCCACCACAAUAGCAGUAGUCAUAGUAAGCCGGCCGCCGCGUCCCCCAGUAACGGGAUGCGGUGGCAGAAGCGCACCACCCGGACCCCCAGGGAGGAGAACAGUUCUACUUCCUCCUCUUCUCUGGCCUGGUCAAUCUCCCCUGACGCUGGGGGGAGCUCGUCUUCUCCUAAAUUUUUCUCCGCUACAGCCUCGUCGACGUCUCGCACCACGCGGACGUCGACGGUGCCCUCCAAGAAGAAGACCCCGUCAUCGUCAUCGUCAUCGUCAUCGUCGUCAUCGUUCUCCAGUCGCGGACUACGGGAUGGCCCCACCAAGAAAGCCUCGUUGGGGGCAUCCUCGGCCUCGUCAACAUUUUCGUUCUCGUCACGCGAGGACAAACGCGCGGCGUCGACGGAGCUCUCGUGGUCUGUCGGAAAGAGCAAGCGUCCGGCAGCCAGGAAAGAACGGAGGAGCGCCAAGAGCUUGUCGUCGUCUAUGCUGUCCGCUAGUCGAGCCAGCACACGAGUGAUGGCCACAAGAAGUACACAUUUUCUACCGGAUGUGAACGAAGACACAGAAAUGAGAGCCCCGGAUGCUGGUGCCAGUGCGUUCGCAUUCUCGCCGCAGCAGUCCAAGCCCACAAGUCGGAAUUCUUCACGUGGAAGCUCGAGUUUUACGUCGUCGAGGUAUGAGAAGGUGGAGAAGUUUCCUGCCGCGAAGCCUGUGGUGUUUGACUUUGACGGGAACUUCUCGAGGCGCAGCAAGCCGGUAUUCCCGCCAACUUCGCCUUCCGCGGCGUCAACUGCUUCGACGACCUCAUCGUUCAGUUCGCAAUCGUUCUCUAGUGUGGACCCUCUGGUGAACUGCGCCCGUGCUGUGCUGCAAGAUUGCAUCAGGAAACGCAAGAUGGAGCAGAGUAAUGCCAGGAAGCGCUCGAUCGAAGGCUGUUUCGAUGGAGAUCUGCUGGAAAGCAAGGAGUUUGGCUGGCAUUAUGACUCGGUGGUCAAGCCCAGAGACGGAGCUGUGAGUCCAGGUUCAAGUAGCAGUAGUGAUGAUGAGCUUAGUCAAUUAUCGUCGAUGGACCAGUCUUUCUGCGCGGAGAAGACCGAGCGAGGCUGUGAUAGCAAGCUGGCGAAGGAAGAAUUGUACCGCCAAAUAUUAGUGGAGGACUACGAUCUCAGCAGCAGUCCCGAGUUCCAGUGCUUUAGCCCCAUGAUCGAAGAAAAGGGUCUGCCCAUCGAGGUCCGAUACCAACUCCCGCUGGCUUUGGGUACAGCUAACGAAACCAACAAGGAAUGCACAAUUUGCCAGCUUCGCUAUGGUAUUGGCGAUCACAUCGUGACGCUUCCAUGCCAGCACUUCUUCCAUGCGUGUUGUGUGGACAAGUGGCUGUGGAAUCAUACGUCCUGCCCACUGUGCCGAACGGAGGUCUCGCUAGACCAGGAAGCCGAAGUGCCCAGCACGAAACACAACUUUACUGAGUGCUCACCCGUUGACCAAGAGCGGAUUCGCCGCCAGAUGCGCUCUUCCUCUCAGCACGCGGGCUUUCGGCCGGUUGUUCCAGUGGAAAUUGAUCAGCUCGAUUUGGAAGUGUCUCGAAUGGCAAUCGAUGAAGACUCGGAGGUUGAAGACGAGCCAAGCUAUUUAGUUUGCCCGACUCCGCACCUUGCCACAAAUUCGCAGGACAAGUGCCCUGGCAACUGA